UGAAGGAGACGCCUCUGGGCUCCAGCGUCAUGUGGGGGAGUGGGAGGGAAGGGUCACAGGGGGCUCCCGGGAGGGAGGGGUGGAGAGAGGCGAGGGAAGCGGGCUGCGCAACGCCGCCCUGCCUAUAAAUCUGGGGGGUCCGGGGAGCCCGAGCGCUACGAGCGCCGCAGAGCGGCUGGCAGGCGAGGGGGCCCGGGCCGGGCACUCCCGGGGCUGCGCCGCCCGCACGGACAGAUGCUGCACAGCUGCACGGCUCCGCUCCUGCUCCCGGGGAGAAGAGAAUCAAGCCCAUUGUUCCCAGUGAUGUGAUGUGUUCUGUCCUCUUGCCUGGCAACAGCACCUUGCAAAUUGCACAUGCCAGUGCCAGCCCACCCUAAUUAGAAGUUUCUGUGGCAAUAAUGCCAGCCAAAAAGGUCCACAGAAAGGUAUAGCAUCCCCAGGAGUCAAAUUUGAAGCAUCCCUUAGUACAACAAAUCCAAUCCCAGAUUAUUCUGAAGAAGAUUCUCUGAUCAGCCUAGAAUGCUGAGAUUCUGAAGAUACUGAUAAGACCUUGGUAUAAAGGUGAAUUUUAUUUUCCUGAAACUAGCAUACAACUGAAAAGAUCAAAAUGAUCCUAAAUUCCUCUGCUGAUGAGACUGUUAAAAGAAUCCACGUUGACUGUCCCGUUUCAGGAAGGCAUCCCUACAUAUAUAUUAUGGUUCCAACUGUCUACAGCAUCAUCUUUAUUGUAGGCAUAUUUGGAAACAGCUUGGUGGUCAUUGUCAUUUAUUGCUACAUGAAAUUAAAAACUGUAGCCAGCAUAUUUCUGCUGAAUUUAGCUCUGGCUGACUUGUGUUUCUUAAUGACACUGCCACUGUGGGCAGCCAACACAGCCAUGGAAUACCACUGGCCUUUUGGCAACUGUUUAUGUAAGAUAGCAUCAGCUGCAGUAAGUUUUAACCUGUAUGCCAGUGUGUUUCUACUCACAUGUCUUAGCAUUGACCGUUACCUGGUGAUUGUACAUCCAGUGAAGUCACAUAUUCGGCGCACCAUGCUUGUUGCCAGAAUAACUUGCAUCGUCAUCUGGCUGCUCGCAGGAAUGGCCAGUUUGCCUGUCAUAAUUCAUCGUAAUAUAAUUUUUGCUGAGAACAUAAAUAUGACCAUGUGUGUUUUUCGAUAUGAGACCCAUAAUAUAACACUCCCUGUUGGCUUAGGUUUAUCCAAAAAUGUGUUGGGCUUUUUUAUUCCCUUCCUAAUCAUUUUAACAAGCUAUACCUUAAUUUGGAAGACCCUGAAGAAAGCUUACCAAAUUCAGAGAAACAAGACCAGAAACGAUGACAUUUUUAAGAUGAUUGUGGCAAUAGUAUGCUUCUUCUUCUUUUCCUGGAUUCCUCACCAAGUGUUUACCUUCCUGGAUGUGUUAAUUCAGUUGCGUGUAAUCACAGAGUGCAACAUCCUCGAUAUUGUGGAUACAGCUAUGCCUUUUACCAUCUGCAUUGCUUACUUUAACAACUGUAUGAAUCCCUUUUUUUAUGUUUUCUUUGGAAAAAAUUUUAAGAAAUACUUUCUGCAACUACUAAAAUACAUUCCACCAAAUGUCAGAGCACAUCCAAGUCUAACAACAAAAAUGAGCUCCCUCUCCUAUCAACCAUCAGAAAACAUAAGCUUAUCUGCCAAAAAGCCUGUUAUGUCCUUUAAUACUGAGUGACGCUGUUCGCAGUAGGUGUUUUUAAAACCACUUCACGUAUGAAGUUGCAAGUGACAAAAUUCACUGACAGUCCUGCCCAUCACAGCUACCUGCACAUUGUUAAAAAUUAAAUCAUCUAAUACAAAUCAUCUUAUGAAGAUAUAGCAGUGGACUUUUAUUUUAUAUUGCAGAGAACUGUUUGGGUUUUUUUUUACUGAAAACAACAUAAGGGUGGAUAGACAUGUCAGAGUAUCUUUUACCAUUCUGCCUUUUUACUCAGAACUUUGAAAAAAAGUUACAUACCGCUCCUGGAAACAUCUCACAACUCAGCUGAAAGAAUGACCAUUUAUAAAUUAAAAGAAGCCUGUAGAAUUCUCUUUCUACAUACACAUGGGAUUCUAAUCUAAAUAUUUGAAAUCUUAUACAAGGAGUUAAUAGAAUUGCACAGAAUGUUUGAGUUUUUUCACAUGAUAUUGGAUAUGUGAGAAAAAGUUAACAUGUAUUUUUUCCUAGUACCACAAAUAUCAUGUAUCAUUAUUAUUCAUCCAGUUAUUCAAAUACAUAUCUGCUACAGAUAUACCUGACCCAUUCCUUCUUCAUAGAUAUUGAAGGACUACAGGAGCGGGCUAAGUAUUUUUUGCUAUUAUAAUUCAUUUAAAAUAUGGCAAAUUUUGCUAUAAUAUAUCAAAUAUAGCUUUAUUUAUUAAAUAUAAAAUAAUGUCUAAAUCUAUAUUCCUAUUAAUUAUAUUCCAUGCAAGGAAAUGUUAGUUUGUAUACCCACACAUUUUUAUUCAGAUGGGAUACUUUUAAGGCAGUAGUCUGUAUGCAAACCAGUCUUGUUCUGACCUUACUCUAUUGCUGUUCCUUUCUGACUAAAACAGGAUUGUUAAUGGGGUAGGAUGCUACUUCAUGCAAGUAAGAGGAUCAGGAUAUGCCUGGCUGUAAUUUAUAUACAACCGGUAAUAUAAAUGUCAUCAACAAGCUUCCAGGAUCAACCAAAACUAUUUUCAGAGAACACUCAGCCAAAUGAUGAUUAAUUAAUUAUAUCUUCUUACAAAGUCUCAAAUUUCCAGGGUAUCAUAGCUCUAAUUCUGAAAAGUUUAAUAGUUUUUGCUUAUUACAUGUUUAAUAAAUCUGCUCUCAAAUGCAGCGAUAAAAAUCUAAGACCAAAUUUUAUUCCUGUCCUCUACGAAGUUACGUUGCAUUUAUACACAAGGAAUAUUGGUGUAAGCAGAAUUUGAUCUCUAUAAAACACCCCUUGACUUCAAUGGAAUUAACCUAAAUCAGGGACAUCAAACACGCAUCCUAAAUCUUGGAUCCAGCUUGAGGCACUGUUGACUCUAGCCCUCAGUGCUUCUGGUGAGCUGAGGAAUUAAGGGGCAGGGCAAGCUGGGGGUGAGCCGGGUGCAGGGCACAGUCUGCUACUGGGCCCUCCUGAGGAUGCCUUUCAUCAGCAGGAGAGUGAGCAACAGCUGUGCCAAUAGUGAGACACCCCCACCACCCAUGUUUACCCUGUUGUUGCUGCCACUCCUACUCAUCUCACUGCUUCUGGUCUCACCACCACCAGGUCCUGAAUUGGCCCAUGGGGUGGGGUAAAUUUGGCACCACUGACCUAGAUUUACACCAGAUUAAUGAAGAACAAAACCUACCUCAUCCAAAAGAAAAUAAUUCCAGGCAAUAAAUCUACACUAGCCUACACAUGAGAACAGUAGCAGCCAUUCAAGAAAACUUACACCAAUGUUUUUUUCCCGAUAUUGUCUUAUCACAGUUUUGAGCUCAACCCUCUAGAAAAUACUGGCCAGUUUGAAUGUAGUAGCAUUUGUUCUCACAAGCAAAUAAUCUGUUUAUAAAAAAAUUUGCCAAAAGACAAAAACUUUCAAAAAAUCCCUGAUAAAGUUAGAUGAAUAUUGUAAACAAAUAUAUAAUGCCAGAGAACUAUCAGAAAUGCAGCAUUUCUCCAGUUAGAGAAGAUAUAUUUAACUUGAUUCUGCUUAUUAGAGGUCAGGGAUAAUCCAACAGCUGAGCUGUUCAAUGUUGGUUCUAUGCAGAUCCAACAUACAGAAAUAUUAUUACAGGAUUAUUUUACUCUGGAAACUACAUGAUUUUCAUAGUUGACAUAAAUGACUCUGGGGUGGAAGCAAACAUGGGGAACUUGAUCUACUUUAAUGCUAAGGAAACAGUAUAAGGGGUCAGGAGUCCUGGCUUUUAUUUUAGCCUUAUAAUUCAUUUGCAACUUGAUUUUACACACCUCUUAGAUAUGCAGUGCCUCAGUUUUCCCAGCUGUAAAAUGCCUACCUUUCUGGAUUCUCAUGAGGAUUAAUAGUAAGCAUUGUAAGAGUAUUUGAUAACAUGGACCAUUAUUUAAACAUAAUUAAAUUUAACAGUAAGAUAUACUCAGAAUUAGAAAAAUGAAUACAUGUUAAACAAAGGCAGUAAAGCAAUCAUAACUAUGCAUUUAAUGGCAGAUAUUUAGGCUAGAACUGCUCUCAAAUGCAUACAUGAAAUGUCCAAUAAAAAUCAAGGGGAAAUAUUAGGCCAUUGUAUUUUAAGCAGUAUCCAAAGUAGUUUCAUUGCGUUCACGCUCAGUAAAUUAAUGCAGGAGUAUCAGAUCUUGACAUAUGUGCCACAUAGGCACAAACAUAAACCAAAAAUUAUGUCCUGUCCUAACAGAGAGUAUCCAUCACUCCCAGUAACAGGUUAGCAUGCUCUAGAGGCUUGAACCAUAAACAUGCAAUGUAAAUUCUUACAUUUAUUUAAGGUGCAAAGUUAUUUCCCUUUCUCCUUUGAAAUCUACAGCUCUCUUCCUAUAAAGCCAAUCCAUGUUCCCAAGUGGGACAUGAGUUCCAUAGAAGUAACUGCCUCACAGGCUGCAGAGUUUGGGGUUUUUUUUAAUUAACUAAGGAGUGGCUGAAGAAGAUUUUUCCUGUUCACCGUACUUGAAGAUACCUAUGAGAGGGUUUUCCCACUUGAUAGGCUGCUGCCUCCUGAUGGAAAACAAGAAACUUAACCAGUAAUAACCAGAAGGGAAAGAAUGGUGUUACAACAGAAAAACGAUAAUACAGUUUUCUUCAGGACCAAUCCUAUACUUUUAAGAGAGUUUGUGAGUUCCUAAUAAGCAGAGGAAAAUACUGCUCAGGGUUCUAAGCCUGCCCAUCUCACAGCAUGUACACUAGGAAAGGGAAGGGUUGCACCUGGAAUGUUUUACUAAAUAACCAGAAGUGCUGGAAAAGAAAGAUCCUUCUGAACAAUGCUAGUCAGGAUCCUUAUUAGCGGAUCAGAAGAAAAAAUUGUUUUUAGCUGUUAAACGUGAUUAGUUGUAGUCCUCCAUAUACUAACAUAUUAGCAUGUGCUGGAAAAAAACCCACUAUGGAUGAAAUAAGAUCAAAAUCAGUCAUUUAACAAGUGUUAAGCAAGAUGCACAGCCUUCAGGGACCCUAAUUGGGAGAUGGAGGAACUAACUGUUUUAAAGCCUGGAGUCAGAGGCAGAACCAUUAUUUGCAGUUCCAGGGCUCCCUGCAAAGCCAUCCAAUUGACACUAAUGGGCAAACUUUCUCCUGACACUGGUGUUAUGAACAGCUGCAAUAUACUAUUACCAGGGCAAAGACCCAUUCCUGUCUGUCAUUCACAGCUUUCAGCCCACCCUGGGCCCACCCUGGGCCCACCCUGCAUUGAGGCCCUGAGCUAGCAGAGUCAAAGAAGGGACUCUUGCCUUUGGGGUAUUCUUUCUGGGGCCUUGUGGGUCUUUUUUCUGAGCACCGCUUUGAGUUACCCUUUAGCAUCACUGCUUGCUUGGCCAACAUCUCCAUAGUCUGGAGCCACAGCAACCACCCUCCCCCCCACCCCCAUUUAUGAGCCUCUCUCUACAAGUCCAAGAGCUCUCCCCUAAUUAAUCAAAUAGGGUUAUGAACCCAUAAUUGCAGUUCCCAGAUGGAGGAGAUACCCUUGAUCUUUGCAUAUUAAAUUCACUCCUGAUGCAUUGUAUCCCCAAACUUGAAAACCCCAUAGGAAAAUAGAGAGAGACACUCCUGACUUGAUGGAGGGUGAGAUCAGCAAUAACUUCAAAGACCCAAAUGAAGGAUCCCUUUUGCAGGUGCCAAACUCUACUGCUAGCAAACACACCACAGGAGCAAUGAUAGUAUGCACUCAAUCUAACACUGCAACCACCAGCAAGAUCCACUUGAUAGCAGCUAUGAGCAAGGAAACUGGCACAUACAGAGAAUCAAACUAUAUACUUGGCAGGAGCAGGUGUUUCCGGUUAAUGCUUUUUAUGAUGCUUUUGUCCUUAGAACCCUAUUUACUGUAUUCCUUCAAAUAUAAGCUUCCCUUGAAUUUAAGAUGCACCCACAUUUUCUGAUGCUGAAUGUAAUAAAAAAUAAAACAUCAGAUAAGGAAAUGUUAAUAGGGAGACAACCUCCGUGGUGCAUAGAAGAGCUUUUACUAUUUUUAGUCAAAUAUUAGACACAAACCUUUUUAGAAGAUAGUAUUUUGUUGUAAAAACUGAAUCUUAUAUUUGAAGAAAUAAAUAAAGUCAUUUGGACUGAACUGCUUUGUAGAGGGCUUACCCUGCUCUCCUUAGGCAGUUUCAGCUUCUGCACCAAUGUUGCCUUACCUGGCUGUCAGUGGGAGAUGAGGGAAAAACAAAUUUUCCAUUUUCCACCUGCCAAUUUGCAGUACAUUUGCACUCUCUGUAUCAAUACCAUGGACCACAGGCUAUAACAGCUGCUGCUCCUGUUUAACAGGGAAGGAGUAAUGGCCAGAAUAUACCCAUUAUAAAGAUCUUCUAGCUACAUAGCCAUUUUCUCCCCUCCAGUUUUUUAGAGAAAGCUGUUGCUCCACAAUCUACUGUGACAAUUCAGUUCUUUGCCUGUAGUGGGGAGGAAGGAAUAGGACUUGGUUUCACAGACAUUUAGAAUUACUUUCCUGGAUUGCAGUGGAUCAGGCCUGUAUAAUUUACCCUCAAUAAAAACGUUAGUUAUCCUCCAUACCUAAGAUGACAAACACCUUAGAGCUUAGUAAAAAACUAUUCGUAAACAUGCCGUAUACUCUUCAUAUGCCUAUAAUUUUAAAAGAUAUACAUUUAUAAAGGAUUUUUUAUCCUGAGAAUGACAAAAGCAACCCACUUUACAAACUACUAUUCUGUCUCUGUACUGUCUUUUAUUGGUGUGGGGAACCCAUGCUGAUAUUAAUGGGGUUUCUAGCUGUGAAUCAAGGACAGUUGUAGCCCUAAAUGCAGGAAUCAUUUUAUCAGCUCCUGUUAUGUCCCAAAUACAUUCUGUUACCAUGUUUAACUGAUAUUUUCUAUUUCCAUUUCCCUUCAGCUAGCAGAUUCACGUUUAAGCAAUGGAAUGCUUGAAAUUUCCAUGCAUUGUAUUUAUUUCUAUUUAUUGCGUGAUCAGACUUUAUCUCUCUCAUGUUUCAUACUGUACUUUCUCCCAGCUUGGACUUUGUAUUCUUAUGCUUCAUUGUAUUAUAAAUCUGCACUGAUUGGGCUAAAUUCCAAUUAAACUGUCCCAGGGAUGAAUUUGGCCCAUUAGCUUAUUUCCUUGUGUUUUACAGUGAUCACUUAAAUUAUUCAAAGUGAAUGUUAUGUCAAAAAGGUUUUUUGCCAUAAUUACCAGACUCCUUAUUUUGUUAAGGUUCUUUUUCAUAUACUUGAAACUACAGCAGCAGAGGCAUAUGUGAUUUCUGAGUUAGAGGGUUUUGUGUAGUUUCAGCAAUGAUUCAUCUCUCAUCUAAUGUGACCUCCUUCCCAAAUAUACUAUAUAUAAGAAUUGUAAAUAAUCCCAAAGACAACUUUGCCAUGGAAAAAGGAAGAUUUGUCAGAAACACUGAAAAAAAGCAUAAAGUGGAAAAUUGGUUGAAAAUGUUCAGCAUUUGAGCUUCUGUUUUGUUUUGUUUUUUUAACAUCAGAUAAAACAAUCUGUCCAUUUACAUUAACAAUAUCUGGAUCUAACCAUUCUUUUCUCACUGCAAGGCCAAGAGAAAAGGUUCUCCUCAACCCUGUUUCUUCAUGAUGCUGAAAGGCCUUGCCAAAACCAUGUAACACUUGUUAGUGUAAGUUGAUGAGGUUGCAUUGUCAGUCACCAAGCCUGUAUCGACAGGGACCUGGCUACCAAGGCUGAGCUAACAAACUAAAAAUCUUGAUGGCAAGAGUUGCCAGACUCAUUGUCCAUACUGAUUCAGAUCAUUUGGGGGGAAUAGCAUAUGAAUAUAAAAAUAGGUAUGGAUAAUUUCAGUAGGCUAGUGUGUGCUCUAUAACUUUAAAAUGCAUAUAUGGGAAACUAAGCAUCAAGACAAAUGUUGAAUGUUUUCUACAAUGUUUCUUGUGCCUGUAUAAUUUGUAAUGUAGUGAAUGUAAACUGUUUGCUGCUUCAUUAGAAAUAUUUUUAAAGCAAAACAUUUCUAUUAUUCUUAUUUGUACUAUUCUUGUAUAGAAAAAAAGUUUUAAUUAUCUGACUGGUUAAUAUUACUGGACAGGUCAUUACUGAAUAUAUAUAUUUUUCCAAAGAACAGCUCUCCUGUUAUGUCAACUAAUUGGAAGUAACAUUUCCAAUUUUUUGUAAACAGUCAAGAAUUAUUAAAACUCUAAUGAAAAGCUGGAAAAUGGAGCUUUCUUUGUCAAUAUCAGCCACACCAGAAUGCUCCUAAAUUAACACUGUGGUUCUUUAUGGCAUCAGUCUGCAUUCUUUGUGCUUCACUCUGAACCAGUUCCCAUUGAAACUGAUGCAAAUGACUUCACUGACAGUCAGAUCAGCCCCCACAAUCCAGCAACCAUUUUUUACUGAAGAAUGCAGGACUGAACCCAAAUUUAGCAGUCUGAAUAUGCUGAACUGAAAUGAAACAGCACUAACUGUUUCAGUAUAACCUACACUGAUUUGUUAAACUUCAAAAGCCUUGCAUUACUCACCUCAGACAAAAUCUUUCACAAGCUUCCAUAGUGGCGAAAAUUGAUGAUCAUAGUAAAUGGAGACCUAACAUUUUGUCGUACUUUAUCUCUGUGUUCUUUAUUUGAACUGUAGCAGUUCAAAUAAGGUUACAAUCAGGAUAAGGACCUGUUGUGACAAGAUUUGUAGAAACAUCCAGUAGGAAUCAUAACAAGGGGCCCAUGUAAAAGUGAAAGGAUAGUGUCAAGUCAGUUUUACAGAAUAAUUGGCGGGUGGUAAAAGGAGGUGGGAAAGGCAAUAGAAUGAAAAUAAUUAGUAGAAUUGGUUGCCAAAUAGUAGAGUAUUUAGGACAACAAUGCAAAAAAGAAUUAAAAAUAAAUUUAUUCCACAAAAGAAAGAACUAUUUUAAUUUCCUUUUUUUUUUUUUUUUAAACAAAAAUGUUUGAAAUAGCUCCCUCAUUUCAAGCAAAAAUGUUAAAGGUUUGUUAUGGGGUUUUGUUCAGUUGUGAAACCCCCCCCCCCCCCCCGAUUUCCAAUUUCCUCAAAAAUAUUAAAAUUUCCCUCCCAUCUUCAUGAACAUUGGGUCCUUCCUAGCAUAAAUAAAUAACUAAAUAGUAUAGACUUUACAGUAUAAAGUUUAUACAGUAUAAAGUUUACUAUAGACUAAACAGUAUAGACUUUAACCAGGGAGUAGUAACUAGUUUGCCUUUCAUGAAAGAGGUAGCCUUAUCUUUUAGAAACUCACUUAGUCAUUCUAUAUCCAUUUAAGAAAGGAAAUAUACUCUAAGUAUCUGUGCAUUAACUUUGCAUAACUAAGCUGAGAACAGCUAUUCCUUAGUUUACUGCGUGAUAUAUACAUAUAGAAAAUAGAAGCCAAAGCAGGAAGUAAAUGUAUGCAUUCAUGAAACAUGAAAUUAAUUCUGCUAUAACUACGUGUAUUUGAUUUUACUAAACAAUUAUGCAAGACAAAAAGAAUAAUUAAAUGAAAAUUUAAAUGUUUUAAUUUUUUUCAUUGUAAACAAUUGUAAAGUAAGCUAACCAUGUGUAAAUCCAUGCUCUCCGUGUAUAUAAUGAAUACCUUAAAUAGAAUGCAGCUUACUUAGAGUAUCCUUCAUUGUAUAAACAAAUAAUGUGUAUGAGGUAUGAAUUUCACACAAUAAAAGUUGUUUAUUUUGAA
Alligator sinensis (Chinese alligator) is the source of this 9727-nucleotide messenger RNA. RefSeq names its product angiotensin II receptor type 1 (gene AGTR1). The transcript is spliced from 5 exons. Gene Ontology annotation, cellular component: membrane. Lineage: Eukaryota; Metazoa; Chordata; Crocodylia; Alligatoridae. The record is from RefSeq and is a predicted model, not a curated record. Gene Ontology annotation, molecular function: angiotensin type II receptor activity. Bases 608 to 1687 code for a protein of 359 amino acids. Gene Ontology annotation, biological process: regulation of vasoconstriction; immune response; G protein-coupled receptor signaling pathway.